AUGUUUGUGGAGAAGAAUACUUGUCUGGAGCCGCUUUUUGGUAGUACUUCUCAAAAUAAUGAUGGUGGUAGUUUCGAAAUUACUUUUACAUCAGAGACAGUAGCGGUGACAGGAAUCAGGAGGCCGCUUGAUGGUGGCGAGUGUGUUUUCCUCUCUACUAGCAGGAAGCAAGUAUGGUGGUCAGGAGGAAAGCGGAUUCUUUUGAAUCCUAAAGAUAUGAUGGCUGGACUCAUUGAGGAAGCUUUCCCAGAAUUUCAUCUCAUACCUCAUUUUCUAUCAUAA
Molecule: messenger RNA, 282 nt
Organism: Danaus chrysippus (African queen)
Lineage: Eukaryota; Metazoa; Arthropoda; Insecta; Lepidoptera; Nymphalidae
Source: the annotation of a GenBank genome assembly